Messenger RNA from Helianthus annuus (common sunflower), 1396 nucleotides. RefSeq lists its product as uncharacterized. The record is from RefSeq and is a predicted model, not a curated record. The transcript is spliced from 3 exons. Gene Ontology annotation, molecular function: protein binding. The coding region runs from base 9 to 962 and encodes 317 amino acids. Lineage: Eukaryota; Viridiplantae; Streptophyta; Magnoliopsida; Asterales; Asteraceae.
CCUACACCAUGAUAGUGAGAAUGAAAACCGCGUUCACUCAUCAAAACAGAACUAACGGUCAAGAUCAUCUUCAGAUCCCCGCUAUAAAUACUCUCACUCAUCAUCUUCUUCUUCCUCAUCACAAAACCAUCUCAUCACUCAUUCCUUCAACAUCUCCCAUCAGAUCAGAUCUUUACAAAAUGCUACUCAGAAGCUCAUCAAACCCCGCUCUCAAUUCAUGGCUCCAACAACAACAAAACCCAAUCCUCUUAUCAUCACCAGAACCCGAUUUCAUCCAUAAAAACUUCAGAUCACCAACACUUUCCUUACAUUCAUCAAACGGUUCGCCUAAGAAGAUCUCCAGAUCCUCAUCGGAGAGUGAUCUGGUCAGUUUUUCAGUCUCCAAACGCCGGAAUUCACUGAGUGGUGCGAGUAGUUUGCUUUCGUCUGUGUCGGUUGAAGAGGAUGUGGAAGCGGAGGAGAUUGAAAGCAAGGGGUUGUUGUUGUUUUCGAGUUCUGGGUUGGAUGUUGAUGAGGCGGUUGUGGUGGAUGGUGGUGGUGGUGGCUGUGGUGGUGGUGGUGGUGGUGGUGGUGAUGGUACGGAUGUGUAUUAUAUGAAUAUGAUUGAAACGGAUCCUGGUAACUCGUUGAUUCUUGCCAAUUAUGCCAAAUACUUGAAAGAGGUGCGAGGUGAUGUUUUGAAAGCUGAAGAAUACUGCAGCAGAGCAAUACUGGCUAACCCUAAUGAUGGAACUGCUCUAUCAAUGUAUGCUGAGUUGAUCUGGGAGACGCACAAGGAUGCAUCGCGUACACGAAGUUACUUCGAUCAAGCGGUUAAAGCUUCGCCAGACGACUGUUACGUUAUGGCGUCUUACGCGCGGUUUCUUUGGGAUGCUGAGGAAGAAGAAGAGCAAGUUUCCAAUUUAAAUCUAGCAACACAUGAAUUUCCAAUUGCUCCAAUGGCUGUAGCUUCACAGGGAUGAAGACAGUGGCGGAUCCAGCCCUGUUUUGUGGGUUCAUAUGAACCCACUCGGUCUGGAAAAAACUAGUGAGAACUUUGUAUGAUUUGAAAAAAAAAUAGUGAGAAUCUAUCAAAACGAACCCACUGAAAUAAAGUUCUUGGUUCCGCCACUGGAUGAAGAUUAUUAUUAUCUUUAAUAAUAAUAAUGACAAAGAUUAUGACUUGUUAACAUGUAUUGGAUAAUUAAUUGGGCCUAUAAUUGCAUUUAGUCUUGAAAAGAAGAUGGCCCAAUUAGUUGUUUCUUUGACCAACUCCAAUAGCUUUUGGUUUUUUUGUGUAGGUAAAAUAUCUAGUAAGUUUGUAGUUGUUUGGAGUUUUCUUGUGAAUAAAAUAUCUAGUGAGUAUGUGGUGUAUAUGGUUUUGAGUGGGCCAUUGUUAAUAAUGUUGGUUGGUUUA